Symbiodinium sp. CCMP2592 is the source of this 3573-nucleotide messenger RNA. Lineage: Eukaryota; Dinophyceae; Suessiales; Symbiodiniaceae. The record is from the annotation of a GenBank genome assembly.
AUGGGGGAUCAUCGCGAUCAUUCUCCCACCGAGAUUGCCGAUGAAAUCUCUGAUGAUGAGGAGCUGCCAGAAGUCAAGGAGGAGAAGGAAGACCUGGAAGGAGAGGACGUGCGCCUUCUAUCGGAACUUCCGGGAAGUGGCAGUGGUCGCAAGAGCAAGAACAAGAGGGGCCGCAACGAUGGGACGUCCACCAGCCCAGAAAAGAAAAGAGAUGCUGGUGAACCGGGUGAUCUACCAAUGACGGGUCGUGAACUUCGUCGACUACUUGCAGGACAUCUCCAGGACGUGAAGACGGAAGUGAGAGGGGCGUGGAAGGAAAUGGAUGAAAGGAUCGACACUGUGGCCAAAGAUGUCGGGAGUGUGGCUCAGGAAGUCAAGAAGGAGAGGGAGAAGACGAAAGGAGUCACUGAACGAGUGCAAAGGCUUGAGAUCUUGGGCGAAGAGACAAGAAAGAAAGUCGAGUCCAUGGAGAAGGAGCUUGUUGACUUCAAGAAGAAGGGCGAGUCUUCACAUGGUGGAGGUCAAGCUGAUCCGUGGGCCCAAUAUCUCCGCAACAACAAGAAGGACGAUAAACCGGGGGAUACACCUCCUGGACCAACGGGGCGCGAAGAACUUUCAGAGGAGGAUCGUCGCACGAUGAUUGUUGGUGGGUGGGCUCAGGACACCAAGAAGGGGACGAUCAUUGAAGAAGCCAAGGCAUUCCUCAGCCGGGACGACGUGAAGAACCUGAUCGACCAACAGGACCUUUUGGUGUGGGGACCGAGACGUUCCUUUGGGGCGUUGAAGUUCAAGCCGCGAGGAGAUGAAACAGAAAGCUCGCUACGUGACCGAAUGUGGGGCGUCAUCAAGGCCUUGCGGUCCAACCCCGUCACUUUACAGUCGAGCGCCGCAGACAAUGGGGGCGUUGCAAAGAACAUGUGGGUGCAGUUCGUGAAGACCAAGGAAGCCCGCAAACGCAGCCAACAUUGCAGUUUACUUCGUCGACUUUGCCUUGAAGUUGCCAGGGACGUGCAGAAAAGUGGGGAGAGUUGCAGGCCGGAAGCCACUGAGGAGGCGAAGUAUGAGUGCGAUUGGGCGGCAGGCACGAUUUGGUUUCAGGACUGGAAGAUUGGCAGUGCCAGUCACCGUGCCCCUCGGGGCGAGUCCAUCAAGGUCAUCAGCAGCGGCUGGGUCGAUGUCCAAGCCAUCGCCAACAUCACAGGGGUGACCUUCACGUGCGCUCUCCAAGCGGUGGAGCGCGAGAUCAACAAAACGUUCGCCUCGUGGAAUGUCGGUGGUCAAAAUUACGAGAAGAUCGAAGUUGCAGUGCGAGAGUUUGAUCUCGUGGCUGUUCAAGAAAUUUCCAGGACUGAAGCUGUCGGAUGGGACGAAAGGGAGACAAAAAGCUUUAUGUGGUUUGCACAUCGUGAUGAACAACAAUGGCGGGGCGUGGCAGUGGGCGUUGCCAAAGAUUUGUUCGACUGUGUCAUUGACAAGAUGGCUACCUCCAACGGGGCGGCGUGGCUGGUGCGACUUCGAGGACACAAGCGGUUGAUCCUGGCUUCCUUGCAUUGUCCCACGGGGGUGACGGUGGCCAAAUACCAAGAGGUCGUCGGUACCUUCAAGCAGAAACUCAAGAAGUGGCAUCCAGAUUGCCCUGCCACAGUUGGGGUCGAUGUGAACGAGGUGAUCCAGUGGACCUCAUCUGAAGACGAGGAACCGGGUGCCUUUCCUGUUAGGGGUGGGGGCAAAAUCGAGGCCUUCCUGGAGUUGUUGGGGAGUUGUCGACUACGUGCUUGUCCUCCUGAAGUACAUGCGCGGGGAGUACCUACUCACUUUCCCAGAGAUGCCACGCGAGUAGGGCGACACAUUGAUGUUAUCGCAUCGCGACUCGUUCGGAUGGGGGAGGUCAAGAUUGUAGAAGCUGCUAGGACGUGGAUCAUCACGGAUCAUGCCCUACUCUUUGCUGACAUUUACCUCUUCCGUAAAUGGAUCUCGCCCCGCUUCGACACUCGACCUCGCUGGGUCCAUGGGGCGGAACCGUUACCUCCAGUCAACAACUUGGAACACCUCUAUGAGGCAGCGAAGAACCGUACUGUGGCAGGCAAAGUACGGCAAUAUGAAGAUGAUGAGGAAGUUCGGGAUGCAGUACGGCAAGCCAAAGCCAGUGGUGACAAGUGUGAGUGGAAAGGGGUGCAUGCGAUCAGGAGGCGUAAGCUCAGGAUGUGGAAAUCUGAGAGAUUCAGGAAAAUCUGGGCGGGCGAUUGGAGCUGGUAUCGUGGCUACAAGAAUGAGAAGAACGCACGUGGUUGGUGGGGCACUCUGCUUGCUAAUCGGUCUGCAGAGGACUUGGCCGCUGACGCUGGAAAGCACCUGGAGGAGAAGAUGUGGGACGAUACCAAGCCUAGCUGGGAUGAGACUCUCGAGACUAUCAUUGCCGCUAACGCCAAGACCAAUGAUUUUCGUCCUGUACAAGCUGAAGAAGUUUGGGGCGCAUUGGAAGGUAUGAAAGCACAGGCAGCACUUGGACCUGAUGGGGUGAGUGUACCGUUGCUCAAACAACUCAUGCACGAGCAACCAGAACAGCUCUGUCGUCUUGUAGAUGAGACGAUUUUGCAUCCCUCGUUGCCGGAUGAGUGGCACAAAUCGUUCCUUGCUCUUCUGGCAAAAGUCAGCACACCAACUGGGGUGGGACAACUUCGCCCAAUCGCUAUGUCCUGUACACUACAGAAGAUGAUCACCAGGGUCGUCAUGAACCGAUGUUUUGAUUCGAUUCGUUCCACAUGCAGGUGGGCCUCUAGCGGUAAGGGGCGACAGGUCGCUGACUUGAUUGGGGCGGUGAGUCGCUUCAGAGAUCAUUGUCGAGAGUGGCGCCUUCAUGGUAUACUCCUUAAACUGGACAUCCGUGGGGCGUUCGACUAUAUACAUCGCUCUUCAGUCGCUGACUUCCUUGUGACCCGCCUCGGCAACUCUCCUCACGGUGCCGAACUUGCUUUUCUCCUACGCCUACUUAGCACCAAUCGUUUGAUCGGACAAGCACCUGGUGGGGCGGAAGUCGAGGUCAAGGCUAACCGUGGCAUACGCCAGGGGAGUCCCGAGUCUGCGGAGCUCUUCGGCCUGAUCAUCCAGCAGGUGAUGGUUGAGGCACAUGAAGACCCGCGUUGGAGGAAGUGCAGUGGGGAGCUUGAUGACCUACCGCUGGAUGGUGGAUGCUUUCAAGAUGAUGUUGUCAUGUGGGGCGAUGAGAUCCAUGUCAUGGAGAACAACGUGAAAAUCAUCGUUGAGUUGCUGGCUAAGUUGGGGCUACGCUUAGCAGCGGAGAAAACUGGCAUCAUAGUGACGCCGUACUACCGUGGCCCCAGGUCCAUGCAGAUCGACGAUAAGCCAGUUGCCUUCCUUGAACAAGGGGAAUCCAUUCGUAUCCUUGGCUUGGACUUCUGCUUUGAGGACGGCCAGUCUCAACAGGCAAAAUGCCUGAUGGGUCGAUUUGGGCGGCCUGGAGCAAACAUGCUGAACUCCUUAAAGGACCAGGGUGCUAUCACGACAAAAUCAAGACCAUCCGUUCUCUCGUGCAGGGUACAUGGCAAUGGGUAG